Athene cunicularia (burrowing owl) is the source of this 2093-nucleotide messenger RNA. It is a transcript of the gene ATP6AP1L, whose product is annotated as ATPase H+ transporting accessory protein 1 like. Gene Ontology annotation, cellular component: proton-transporting V-type ATPase complex. Bases 77 to 1144 code for a protein of 355 amino acids. The record is from RefSeq and is a predicted model, not a curated record. The transcript is spliced from 7 exons. Lineage: Eukaryota; Metazoa; Chordata; Aves; Strigiformes; Strigidae.
AUUGGCUGGAUCUGCUGCCUGUCACGCUGCCAGGCAGAGCGCUGGUGCCCGGCUGCCCGCUGGACCAGAGGAGCAGAUGUGUGUGGAGGGACUGGCUCUCUUCUCAAUGGAGAGAAACGCUGCCGUUAGGUUCCUACUGCUUUGUGUGUGUGUGGGAUUCGCGGUGCCUGCGGAGCAAGUGAUUGCAGCGGCGGAUGGCAGUUCACGUGCAUUUUCAGAUCAAGAUUCUCUGCAAAGAAAUGGUCGACGUUAUGACGGCAGUGUGAAACCAAAAUUUAAUGUAAAUCAAGUAGCAAUUACACAGGUUGUCAGCUACAAUUUGAGCCGGAAAGGACAGUGGGAAAAAGCAUCCUGGAGGCCGUUCACCCACAGCCACUACAGCCCUCUCAAUGUCACGGUUAAUGGCAGCCCCUGCAUUCUCUUCUGGGCCAAGAGGAUCAUGAUUAAGUUUGAAAACCACACGCAGCUGGAUUUGACGGAGAAGACGUUUGGUGUCCAUGCAACAGUGGAUAUUGGAGAUUCAAACUGCAGUGAAGACAAUGCAAUGCUUUCUCUGAAGUUUGGUGACAUUGGCAAUCUAAAGGGACUUGUUAUUAGAUUAUUAUUAACAACUAGCUAUUACCAGCUGUCUGUUCAGAACUGGUUCAGUUUACACAGACUGCAACUUCUUUACAACCACUCCAUACAAGCGACGUUUAAUGCAACCAGAAUAUAUGCACCAGCAAGUUACUCCUACCACUGUGAACAUGUGAGCAGCCUGCAGAGAUAUGAUGCACUCCUCAUACCCAGUUCUGCAAAUGAUCUUUCAAAGCUUUGGGAAGUCACUUUUAUUGAUUUCCAGAUUCAAGGUUUUAACAUUCAAGAAGGACAUUUUGCCUAUGCAAAGGACUGUGCAUCCUUUUUCUCUCCAGCAAUACUUAUGGGAUUGGUUAUGUCACUGAUUCUGCUGCUGGUUCUUGCCUAUGCUCUUCAUAUGUUGAUCCACCUGAAAUCUCUUGACAGGCACUAUGAAUGCAAAGCUUCUCCAGCCUAUUUUGCACAGAUGAAAGACAAUGACAUGGGGGAUGAGAAAGAGCCACUGAGAAGCAGUGGAAAUGAGUCUUAUGAACUUAGAAACCAACAAUUAUGUAAAAUCUAUAUUUAGCAGUAUGCAUCUGUCUCAGUGAAACAAGUGGUGUUUUCUUCUGCUGGCACUGUUAUAGGUAGCUUGUGCAGAUUUUUUCACCAACUGAUGAAAGGAAAAUUAGGUAACAGACUGUUUAGCUUGUUACUGUCUGUUAUUUAUUGAUAACUGUCUCAAAGAUGCCUUGGAAAGAAAAAUUCCUUUGUGAGUAAGAGAUUUCAUGUGAUGUGAGUUUAUUCCUGUAGUACAAAACCAAAAUGCAUCUUUUCAACCAGCUUACCAAGACCUGGAGGGGGAAGCAGUUAUGGACCCUUUGAAGUUAAAUAAAGAUACAAAAAAAAAAGAAAAAAAAAAAUCUUUGCUUAUUCUUUCAGAAGGCAAGAUUUUUCCUGCUUUUGUAUUUGCUUCAUCCACCCUGCUUUGUGUCCUGACAAAAGAGCAUCCAUUCCUUUCUCCGUAUAUGUUUUCCUUUUAUUUUUCAAAUUACAUCCUCCCUUCUUUGUCCUCAUAAACUUUUCUUCCUUUGGAGUUUUGGAGCCAUAUAGGUUGCGUAUUAUGCACUGCACUGGUGAAAUAGCGAGGGCUAUGGUACAGCAGCAUCUUGAUACUUUUCUCUGUCUAAGAUGGAGGAUUACUGUAAGAUCUAGUGGGAGAAGAGUAGACAUCUGGUCGAAGGCUUACCCUUAACUUUCCGGCUCAACUCUAUGCCAAAAGACGGAUUAUAAGCAUUAUACCCUGUAAUUCUAGGUUAAUUUCUAUCAAAUCCCAUCAGUCUCCCUUGAGAGUUUUACCUGAGUGGAGAUAGCCAGUGCUGUUAUAGAAACUAUAUAUAAACAAAGUGGUGGAAGCUCCCCAGCAGUGAGAAGGAUACUGCAAUAUAAUUUCCACUACUCUUUCUGACUGUUAAGAUACUGUAUUCCCACUCAUCCUUUAUUCUGUUAGAGUCAAAGUUUGGGAACUCCAAAUUAGC